CGUCGCUGCAAACAGGCCGUUUUCCUUUUGCAAGCCUAAGCUGCAAGCAGAAACGAAAGCAAAACCCCAAAACCCCAAAACCCCACCCAAGUCCGACACGCUUCGAUCCGACCUACGAAGAGAAAUUCAUUGAUUGUAGUCAUGCUUUUGAGCCUGGUAGAGGCUCCGCGCCGCAGCUAUGACUCCGAUCUACGAUGGCAGGACCCGUUGGUGAUGGAACCUGUUGAUGGCCAUGAAGGCGUGUUCUCGAUUGUGAUCGAUGUCCCUCCCGGAUAUGUCCAGUACAAAUUCAUCGUGGACGACGAGUGGCGACACGAUGACGAUCAGCAACUUAUGCCGGAUCCGCUUGGGCAUCUCAACAACUGGAAGUUUGUUAAAGAGGAUCUUUCGGAGGAGGUUCUGCUGCCUCUUCCGGUCCCUCCAGCGAGUCAUCAACAGCUAAUGGAGAUUGACAGCAGGAACAACAGUCCCGCAAUGCCUGGGAUGGGCCAUAUCCCGGCCCAUCAACCGGAUCUGAAGAGCAGUCGGAUGCAAAUCGCAGACUUCUUAGCCAAGCACACAGCGUACGAGCUGCUUCCAGAGAGUAGCAAGGUGGUUGCCCUUGACGUUACUUUACCAGUUAAGCAAGCUUUUCAUGCAUUACAUGAUCAGGGCAUCCCUGCCGCACCGUUGUGGGACUCUGCCAGACAACAGUUCGUUGGCAUGCUCAGUGCUAGUGAUUUCAUCACGAUCUUGCGGCAGCUUGGCAGUAAUGGUGCGUCCCUGAGUGAGGAAGAGCUGGAGACACACACAAUUGCUGCGUGGAAGGAGGAGAAGGCACUGCAAUCCAGUGAGAUCGGCGCUCGCCGACCAUUGAUCUAUGCAGGUCCUGACGACAGUUUGCGAACCGUCGCUGACAAAUUGCUUCAACAUGGAGUGGCCACCUUGCCGGUAUUGAGCAUCAGUGCGGAAGACGGAAACAUCCCUCGUCUUCUUCACCUGGCAUCAUUGUCGGGAGUUCUAAAAUGCCUGACAAGGAAUUUUUAUAAUUUCAACAUCCCUAUUUUUACGUGGCAGAUCGGAGCACUUCCGAUUGGAACAUGGGCAGGGCCAGGGAAGGGUGGCCGUAGGCCUCUGUCGGUACUCAAGGCAAAUGCGUCUUUGUCAUCGGCGCUUACUCUCCUUUUGGAAGCUGGGGUUAGCUCUUUGCCUGUUGUUGAUGACAAUGGAGCGCUGGUGGAUGUAUAUGCGCGCAGCGACAUCACUGCUCUUGCAAAGGAUCGAGCCUAUACACGCUUGCAACUAGAUGACAUAACUGUUUCUCAGGCGCUUAUGUAUAGACAAGAUGCGAGUGGAGUUGCAGGCACUGCGGGGGUGCGAUGUCAUUAUUGUUUGUGCGUCGACACACUUCGACAAGUGAUGGAGCGUCUUGCCCAACCAGGUGUGCGCCGAUUGAUCUGCAUCGAAGCUGGCAGCAAGCGGGUAGAAGGCAUCAUAUCAUUAAGAGAUAUUUUCAGUUUUCUUCUGUCUUGAUUGAUGCUAUUGGACAUCGCUCCACUGCACAAGCUUCUAAAUGUAUUUUUGAACCUGCUAAUGUUCCCGAUACAUUCAAAGUGUUCAGUUGUGCCAAAUGUAUCUGGUCAAGUUGUAAUCCAGACACGUGUUGAAUGUUGAGUAGCGGAGCCGGGCCCAUUCUCUCGUGUCACAAGUUGAUGUCCUCGUCAUCUCGUCGGUAGAAGGUGUUGCGGAUUAAAGUCUCGAACCAGGUUCAAAAUCUGUACCAGCUGGAUCAGCCUUACGUAGCGUGAGGGCCAAGGAAUCUGGCCCAACUUCUGUAGCAGGUUCAAUGUCUGCCGUACCCUCACCCGGCUUCCAUAGCAGAAGAGGAGGAUCAAUUUGAUCGGACCGUGCCAGUCUUGUCAGGCAAGCCUGACCUGCUGCACAAAUAUCGACGUUCUGGCUCGUUUUUGCUGGAGAAGGUGAACACAUCACUCAACAAACAGCAAGUAAGCCGAUAAAUUAAGCAGUAUGUGCUUCCAUCCAUCCGACAACCGCAUUUCUUGAUGCGCCGUUUCUAUCACGAAUGGUUAUGGGCGAUCUUCUUUCGGCAUGUGGAUAUCGUGUUUGUUGAGUCCUUAGUUGCAGUGUGCAGCACUGUGACAGCUCCAUCUCAGCACUCAAUUGCGCAAACGAACAACGGUAAGUCGCUGCUGCUUCCUCACUUUGUUGACUCGACGAAGUUUCUAGGCAUUCAUCUUUCACGACCUCUCUUCGGUCUCUUUUUUUAACAAGAUCAGCCCACAAGGUGCCUUUUGACCUGGCACCUACUGUAAUCCAUUGUUACCUUUGCAGACGCACACACACACACACACACACACACAGAGAGAGAGAGAGAGAGAGAGAGAGAGAGAGAGAGAGAGAGAGAUGCCUCAUGGCAUUCCUAAGAUAUGCAGCUUCUGGGCAUCUGGAUGUAGAAAGCGCACCGUCAUUGCAUUCCCUCACUGGGAGUCUAGCUUUUAUCCUUGUGUGUGUGUGUGUGAUGAUGAUGUGUGUGUGUUAUGAUGUGUGUUUGUGUGUAAAUGUGUGUGUGUGUGUUUUGACGGUCGGUGUUCAUUAGUUACAAGCGGCAAUCCCGGUGGUUUGACGGGUGUGGUUAGGGUUCAUUUGUCUCCUCUGCUUUUGCUUCGGAGAGUCGAUAGUAGUUAGUCUCCCGGCCGUUGAUAUUGUCCUUCGGCAGAGGCCGACAGGUGUAGCUAAAAGUCUUAGCCUCCAUGAUCAGGUAACAUAGGGGAUGUAUGAGAGACUCGUACUGCGAGGAGAUUGUGGACCUGCAAAGCAAUUCCGCAGCAGGCUCCGGAUCCCAUAAUGUGUGUUUACUACCCGUGACUGGCGCAUCCACCCUCUCCCGUGUCCCGCGGGAGCUUGAGUGCUACUAGAGGGCUGGGAAGGCCGCGUAAACUGUCUAUGAUGCCAGGUCGACAUCACAGGACAAAAACAGCAAUGAGAGACGUCACGGUCACAUUAUAACAGUCGACACUUCAGGAUGGGGACAAUACCUGACUGGCACUUUUUUUAAUCUGAAUGAACUUUGUGACCAUCG
Molecule: messenger RNA, 3079 nt
Organism: Chara braunii
Lineage: Eukaryota; Viridiplantae; Streptophyta; Charophyceae; Charales; Characeae
Source: the annotation of a GenBank genome assembly